GUCGGUUAAAAUAACAUGGCGGACAAGUUGACUGAUCGGGAAAUUGCAGAGCAAUUAAAGCGGUUUGGUGAUACAGUUAAGGUUCCGAUUGACAAAAAGAAACGUCCAAUAUAUAAAAAGCUAAACCACUAUUAUGCAAAAGAAAAUCCUCCACCAAAAAAGGGAAAGACUGUAGCUAAGUCUUCUAAAUUGCCUGUUCGUGCCUCAGAGUUUAGCGACGACAGCCAAGACGAAAGUGAAAGUGGAAACAUCAGCAAGAUUUCAUUGAGGAGAAAUAAGUCGAAAAACAACUCGUUUAUCAGUGAUUCGCCUGUUAAAAGCACUUUAAAAAACCGCGACAACGGGGUUAAUAUUACUACAGGAACUAUAGCUAGGGUCGCAAAAAACAAGAGGAUCUCAAACAUACAGCAAGAGAUAUACCCAGAUGAGUUUUCUGAUAAUGACACUGGAGAUGAGAGUGUGUAUGUUGAAGAAAAGUCCAUCGGAAUCAACACCACAAUGAACUAUGAGGAAGAUGAUUCAGAAGACGACGACGAUGAUUCAGUCAUCGUGACGCAUAGCCCUUCCGCAAAUAUAUCAACAAUUAGCCCAUCUACCCAGUCACGGUCUGCAGAGAGGAGUCGGUAUCCAGUGCAACAUGACAGUGGUCUCAUAAUUUCUAAAACAAUACUCGCCAUGCUUGCAGUUUUCUUCCUUGUUCUUGGUGUAUGUUACAUGUAUAUUCGAUGGGACAUGUUCUUUACAAAUGAGGCAGCUUUAACACAAACAGAUCUCAAGGAAACUUCUUUCAUUGAAAAUGGGGUAACAUAUAAUUUCUCAACACAGAUAAUGAAGGGCGUCCUUCCUUUGCUGCAUACAAUUCAUGAGAAUUUGGCAACAUUGAAAGGCCGCUAUGAACUUGGAGAGGUGGAUGACACAGGAGCACGUCUUACCAGGGAAGACCUUAGGAAAAUGGCUGCAGAGACGAAAGACAAAGAUGAACUUGUGCAGCUCUGCCUUCUACUGAUAUUAAGAAACAAAAAGUGGGAUAUUAUAGCGUACACGGAGGACGGUAUGACAGCAGACUACUCGACGGAUGUGCACUAUCUGGAGAGUCGCUAUGGUAACCUGCCCCUCUCCAGUCGGGUGAUGCUGGCACUCUACAGGGUGCUCUAUGGCCUCGCUAUGCUGAUCAUGUGUGUACUGUUUGGUGUGAUAGGUAUUUACUACUUGAGGUGGCAGAACAAGAGGAAGGAGAAGGAACAACAGAAGGUCUACGAACUUGUCGAGAAAAUCAUAGAAAUGCUGAAGGACAAUUAUGAGGUGUCAGAGCGCAAGAACGACCCUAAGAACUACCCGCCAUACAUGGCUGUACAACAUGUCAGGGACCAGCUCAUUCCCGUGCCAAAAAGGCGUCAGAUGCAGACGCUGUGGGAUGACGCGGUGAAGUUCAUUGAGGCAAAUGAGUCUCGUAUCCGUCCUGAGACUCAGGUCAUACAGGGGGAGGAGUUCUCGGUCUGGAGAUGGCUGCAGGCAAUGCCAAAUGGACAUAAAAUGUGGCAAGGCCAAGCGUUUGGAGAGACGAACAUCAGCAGUGUGAACAGUCUGCCGUACGGUCCAACGCCCUGCCUGAAAGUCAGGAAUAUGUUUGACGCCAACACGGAGCAGAACAGUGAUGACUGGCACCUCGACGUGGAGGAGGCUGUACUGGAGAAGUGUCAGGACAACCAUGGAAUCCUGCACAUCUACGUAGACCGCUCUUCCAAGGAGGGCUGUGUGUACAUCAAGUGUGUGAGCUGUGAGAAAGCCUACCAGGCUUAUCAGGCCCUGCAUGGAUGGUGGUUUGACGGACGCCUGAUAACAGUGAAGUAUCUACGCCUGGAGCACUACCACGAGCGCUUUCCCGACUCCAGGAACAGCCGACGCCCUCUGCAGCCGGCCAAGUCGGAAAUGCCCUCCAUAUCUCGCCCAUAUCACCGGUCAGCUCUGGAAAUGACGUAACGCUUGAUUCCUGGAUGGUUCAUUUAAUUCCCGGAUCAUAAGUUUGAUUCACAACUGAAGUGGUUGAUUUCAUGAAUUAAUGCUAUAUUACCAAUACAAUGGUGACUAAACUGUAGAUUGGUAGAUUGGUGCCAUUGGACGCGUUUGUAGUCUCUUUGGAAAUCAAAUUAAAUUUAAGACCUUUAUGACUAUAUUUAAGUUUUCAAGACUUCAUUUCCAACCUGGGAAAGGGUAAAUGUUAAUUAAGUUACCAUAAUAAUUUAAUUUGCAAGUUUGCAAUGACUAAUGAUAUACCAUUGCCUUUUAAAAAAAAAAAUACAACUUUAUUUAACUUCAGAACAGACUGAAAAAUAGCCAGCGCAUUUGAAAAUGUUAAUUUUUAGUGGAUAAAUAAGAAACAUUUAAAUGAAUGGUAUUCUUAGAAUAAAAAAGUUUCAAGACAUUCUUCAUUCCUGUUUUCCUUUUAAAUGUUGGUUCAUGGGAAUAGGCCCAUUUUCAAAAACCUGUAUAAAAAGCAGUUCUAUGAUACGGACUAGUCAUGUAUUUGCAUAUCCAUCUGAUUUCUGACAUGUACCCUUUUCUUCAAACUAGAUCUUUUCCAACAAGUUAAAACACAAAUGCACUGGGCUGUUAAUUAUAUUAGUUGUAUAAAUGACAUGUAUGUAUCACUGUGUUACAAGUUCAGAUGCUUCAAAUGUUGCAAUAAAUGCCAUGUCAUUAAUAUUUUUGUUAUGUUCAGAUUUUUAAUGUUCUAAUUGAAAUAGUUUGCUGCUUUUUGAGUGCUUUGUGGAUAGCUGUAUUGCAGAAAUAUUCAUUUUUGUGAUUUACCUGUCAAUAUAAUGUAGUAUGUUUAUGUAUUUUUUAUUAAUUGUAAAUGUUUCAUUAGGGUUUUUCUUUUUCGACAAGGCCAGUUUAUUUUAUGCACAUAAAUUAACCAGUGACAUGUUGAAAUAUUACAACUUAUAAAUGUUUGCUUUUUAAAGGUUAUUGAAAACAAAUGUAUGUAAUACAAUGGUGCACAUUUAAUGUAAAAGAAACUGGGAUACAAAUCUUGUGUUUUGAUGUAUAUCUUCUUCAUGGUACCAAAUGUUUUCUUGAUUUUUAAGGUCGGCUGUUUUCGGAGAAAACCCGAGGUAUUUUCAUAGCCUCCUCGUCAUCCGCCGUCCGUUACAUUUGCUCUAAAAUUAAAGUGCUUCCACCUACAACUUUGAAACUUCAUAUGUACAUGCGCCUUGAUGACUUCUACAUGCCACACCCAUUUUUGGGUCACUAGGUCAAAGGUCAAAUUCACUGUGACCUCUAAUAUAAAACUUUAACUUUGCCUCUAACAUUACAUUGCUUCCACCUACAACUUUGAAACUUUAUAUGUAGAUGCACCUUGAUGAGUUCUACACGCCACACCCAUUUUGGGUCUCUAGUUCAAUGGUCAAAGUCACUGUGACCUCUAAAAAAAUUCUGACAAGCUUUUGCAGCUGAGCGUGGCACCCGUCAUGCGGUGCUCUUGUUAAGCUCACCUGAGUACAACAUGCUCAUGAUGAGCUUUUGUGAUCCCCUCUUGUAAGUCAUGUGUUGUCUGUCUUGUGAUCGCCUCUUGUAAGUCAUGUGUUGUCUGUCUUGUGAUCGCCUCUUGUAAGUCAUGUGUUGUCUGUCUUGUGAUCGCCUCUUGUAAGUCAUGUGCUGUCUGUCUUGUGAUCGCCUCUUGUAAGUCAUGUGUUGUCUGUCUUGCGUGGUCAAUAUUUACCUUGUUAACACUCUGGAGGCCACACUCUGGAGGCCACAUUUAUUUUCCAAUGUUCAUGAAACUUAGUCAGAAUAUUUGUUCUAAGGAUAUCUGGGCUGAUUUUAAAAUGGUUCUGGUUGGUUGAAAAACAUGGUCGCUAGGGGGCAGGGGCAGUUUUCCUCAUAUGGCUAUAGUAAAACCUUGUUAACUCUAAGUCACGUUUAUUGUACAAUCUUCAUAAAAGAUACACUGUAACUCCAAUAUAACGCGGAUGACGGGGUCCAAGCCACGCAACAGCGUUAUAAACGGACAGCGUUAUAAGUUUUGAGCUUAUUUAUUUAAAAGGGCUAUAAAAACAGGUAAAGUAUAGCCUAUAAUGUAGGUCCUGUGUAUUGUCAUGCUGUGUUGUCAUCCGCAAAUACAUGCACAUAAACCGAAUCGAACGAUAACAGUAUACAUACCGCUUUUUUAAUGUGCACAUUUAUCUGAUAAUCCAAUAUAAUUACAACAUCACUUACGAAAAAAUAAUGUUAAACAUUUAUGACAAGAAAUAUGUUUACGAAGUUCGUAAACAAAUUCAUUUGCCUACGCCAUUUUUCAGAAAAAUUAGUACAGUGCAUUAUGGGACACAGCUUUCAUACGACGAGCGAAUUUAAAUUUAGAUUGAAUGCAAUACAAUACAUAUACAAAGAAAUAUUUUAUUGCGUCAUACGCAGCAUGUAAAAAACGUGCUUUCCGUGGACUUUCCGAUAAUGGGAACAAAUUUAAGUGCAUCUCUGUUAACUAUUACACUGCGUUAGCAUGUAGUCAGAAUAUUUGUUCUUAUGUUAUCUUGGAUGAGUUUGAAACUGGUUCUGGUUCAUUUAAAAACAUGGUCACCUGGGGCUGGGGGCAUUUUCCUUAUAUGCCUAUAGUAAAACCUUAACACUGUUGAGGUCAUAUUUAUAGUCGAAUCUUUAUGAAACUUGGUCAGAACAUUUGUUUUAAUGAUAGCUCAUCUGAGUUAAAAAAUAGUUAUGGUUUGUUGAAAAACAUGGCCACCAGGUGGCAGGAUAUUUUUCCUCAUAUUGCUGUUGUGAAACCUUGUUAACAGUCUAGAAGUCACAUUUUUAGUGCAAUCUAAAUGAAACUUUGUUAGAACACUUGUCCUAGUGACUAAUCGGUCGAGUUAAAAAAUUUGUCUGGUGUUUUGAAAAUCAUGGCCUCCAGGGGUGGAGGGCAGAUUUCCUUAUAUGGCUGUAGUGAAAACUUGUUUACCCUAUAUUAGCCACAUUUAUUGGCCAAUUUUCAUGAAACUUAGGUAAGAACAUUAAUUUUGGUCCCAAUGAAAACUUGGCUGGGAUUGAAACUGAGUUAUGUGAGCUAUUAAACUAGGUUACUUGGUCAAAUUAAAAACAUGUUAAUACUCUUUUUAAGUCACUUUUUCGGUCUUUAUGAAUAAGCUCAAACUUUUUCAGGAUAGUCUAGCUCUUUUGGGUCUCAGGGUUAGCACCAAAAGGUCCAUGACCCUCUUGUUAAAUCUUAUUUUCUUUUCACUCUUUAUGAUUUAUUCAUAUCAUGUUGAAUAAAAAAUCAAUUAGUAUACUCUCAUUUCAUGUUAAGUUUAAAUGUUACCACAUCUGUUUAAUCCAGUUUGUAUUUUAACUGAACACUGAACAUGUUUUGGCCAUUAUAUAUGUGCGUUAAGUAUUGUCCCAGAUUAGCCGGAGUGCAGUCCACAAAGGCUAAUCAGGGGCGUUACCUUCUGGAAAGUCCCUUCUCAGCGAAAAUCCCAUUUAAGCAGAAAGUGUCGUCCCUGAUCAGCGUGUGCAGACUGCACAAUUUAUGCACAUGCAUUAUGCCUAGUUUCCCAGAGGGAGGCACAUGUGUAUGUAUUUCUUUUAGCUCACCUGAUUGCUCAGGUGAGCUUUUGUGAUCGGUCUUUGUCCGUCGUCUGUCUGUCCAUAUAUCCGUUUGUCCGUCGUCCACAUUUGGUUUGUAAACACUCUAGAGGCCACAUUUCUUGUCCGAUCUUCAUGAAACUUGGUCAGGAGAUUUGUCCCAAUUAUACCUCGAUCGAGUUCAUAAGUGGGUCAUGCUGGGUCAAAAACUAGGUCAAAAAAAGAGAAAAACCUUGUAGUAAACACUAUAGAAGUCACAUUUCAUGCCCAAUCUUCAUGUAAAUUUGUCAAAAUGUUUGUCUUAAUGAUAUGUUGGUUGAGUUCAAAAGUGGUUCCUGUCCGUUGAAAAACAUGGCCUCUAGUGGGCGGGGCAGUUUUCCUUAUUUGGCUAUAGAGAAACCUUGUAAACACUGUAGAGGCCACAUUUCUACAUGUAGGUCCAAAUCUUACAAAAACCUUGUAAACACACGUAGAAUUAGCAUUACUUGCAAAUGUUUGCAUUGCAAAAAACCCAUGCAAAUGGACAGUACUCUAUCAUAUGCUCACACUGCAAAUGUAAAGAGAACCAAUCUAAUAUGCUCUAGAGUACUGAAUUUUCAACUAACGGUAAGCAAUGAACAAGGCCUUGUAAAAAAAGGUGAUAUUUAUAUUUGGUAUGGCCAUUCCCCCCUACCUCUUAAUAAGAAAGGCAGUUGUCAGUUAGUGGCAGAAGUGUGCAUCGAGGUCUGGUAACCCUGCUAUCCCGGGAACAAUGUGGGUUGGAUAACUGACCACCAUCACAUGACUCCAAUACUGUUAUCAAUGGCAAAAAAUCCAACUUAAACUCUGAACAUGGUAGCUAUUAUUGUUUGUGGGAAUCUGUGAACGGACCGGUAAAUAGUCUCUAUAAAACACUUUCAUUGUUAACGAAAAUAUGAUUAGAUGGAAUGUAGUAAAUUGAAUGUUAAACUGAUUGUUAUUUAUAUGUGCCGUGCUCUGUGGAAAGGGGGCUUAAUGCAUGUUCCUAAAGUGUCAUCCCAGAUAAGCCUGUGCAGUCCACACAGGCUAAUCAGGGACGACACUUUCCGCUUUUAUGAUAUUUUUUGUUUAAAGUCUCUUCUUUGCAAAAAUCUAGUUUAGGCGGAAAGUGCUGUCCCUGAUUAGCCUGUGCAGACUGCACAGGCAUUCAGGGACGACGCUUUACGCACAUGCGUUAAACCCAUUUUUCACAGAGCACGACUCAUAUAGUCUCAGCAUUGGUAACAUGUUUGCAAGUGUGUGACUAGACUACCUGUUGAAUUUACAUUGAUGCAUAUCGGAAUGCAUUUGACAUUUGUUGUUCUAAUUGUGUAUGCAGAAUGUGAUACGGUUUUUGUAAUGUAAUGUUUUGAAUUACAAAAUAAACUGUUGUUUCACUACAAAAUAUAUAAACUUAACAUCAUAUGUUGUUUAUGAAUUAACUGUUUCUCUAAAUAACAAAACACAAGGUUUAGAACAUGCUCAUAUGGGUAACAUUGUAUUAUAUUUAAAAGAGACAAUUGAAUAAGUUGGGAUUAUUUUGAUUCAUUAACAUUUGUUAGGUGUUAAGCACAUGAUAAAAAAUACUAUCAAGUUUGUUAUUUUGUACUUUCUUGUCAAAAAGUUCGAAUUGAAUGCAAUUUUUCAUAAAAAAUAUGUUCAGUUUAGUUCAGACUAUAAGACAAGUGAGCUUUUUAAAGGGACUUGUUUACAGACUUUGAGUUUUUUUUAAGUCAUAAAAUAUGUUUACUAACAAAUAUUCAAUGUUUUUAAUAUUCUUAAUUGAUAAAAAUAGCCAGAAAAAUAGUUAAAUAAAAAAAUGCUGUCCCUAGGAUUCAAACAUGGAUUGUAGCCUUUUGUGGUGAUCAUUUAAUCAUACAUGUAUCCGCUAUGCUAAUAAUCCAAGUACUUUCCCAAUUAUUGAGAAAAAGCGUGUAUUAAUAUACUGAUUUUGAAUUAUGAUUAUCUGUUAGUGAAGCAAUAUUUUAAAUAUUUUUCUUAGUCAAUUGCAUUUGUUUGCUUGUUUUUACAUAACACAUACAUAAUUUUUAGCUCGGCUGUUUUCGGAGAAAACCCGAGGUAUUGUUAUAGCCAGCUUGUCAUCUGCCGUCCGGCGUAGGCGUCGUGCUAAAACCUUAACAUUGGCUCUAAAAUCAAAUUGCUUCCACCUACAACUUUGAAACUUUAUAUGUAGAUGCACAUUGACAAGUUCUACAUGCCACACCCAGUUUUGGGUCACUAGGUCAAAGGUCAAGGUCACUGUGACCUCUAAAAAAAAAAAAAUCCAACAAGCUUUUGCAGCCGAGCGUUGGCACCCAUUAUGCGGUGCUCUUGUUUGAAAAUAUAUUAAAACUAUUUUGAAAAUCUUCAUUUUUACAAACUUCAAACAAGACCCUUUAAGGGAAUGUGAAAAAAAAUCCUUGAAUUAAAUAAUCAUAGAUUCUGGUGCAAAGUUAUGAUAUUCUUAAAAAUUAUUUUAUAAUACGCUUUACAAAGUUAAAUGGUAUAAUAAGAUAUUCAGUGGUCUAGAAAUGGCUACAUAAUUUAAAUAAGACCAAUGUUUGUAUUUUAUUAGAGCCUUCAUUUGUUUGAAGCUGACUUGUGUAUGAUUCUGUACAUAAUAAACAUUAUAAAAGUA
This is a messenger RNA of Dreissena polymorpha, 8215 nucleotides long. Its product is annotated as inner nuclear membrane protein Man1-like. Gene Ontology annotation, biological process: negative regulation of BMP signaling pathway; nuclear envelope organization. Gene Ontology annotation, cellular component: nuclear inner membrane. NCBI's taxonomy places the organism in Eukaryota, Metazoa, Mollusca, Bivalvia, Myida, Dreissenidae. The record is from RefSeq and is a predicted model, not a curated record. Gene Ontology annotation, molecular function: chromatin DNA binding.